CCUCGAAGAAAGCUGCCGCUGCGCUCUGCCCAGCAAUCAACCGUCUUGCACCCCCCGUUGCCAGGUUCCAAUGCUUACAAAGCGCACGUUACUCCACUACGUCUCGCGCAGCCCUAGCCCCACGACCCCGCAACUUCACACGACCAUCACCACAGCAGACGCGCUUUGCUUCUUCAAAAGCAUCCGAGGAGAACCUGGGCAAAACCGGCCUGUAUGAGCUUCACAGCAGACAUGGCGCCAAAUUCGUGCCCUUUGGCGGGUACUUGAUGCCGGUCCAAUACAGCGACUUGAGCAUCAUUGAGUCGCACAAUUGGACGCGGGAAAAAGCCAGCUUGUUUGAUGUUGGGCACAUGUAAGAUCCAUGGACAGCGGCGGCGGCGGCAGCGAUGGUGGUGAAUGGCAAUCACUGUGAACUAACCACGUGCAGGGUCCAGCACCACUUUUCUGGCCCUGGUGCCGAGGCCUUCCUCGAGAGCAUCACACCCUCUUCCCUUUCAGCACUACCCAAGCAGCAGUCCACUCUCUCUACGCUGCUGCAUCCCACUGGCGGCAUCGUUGACGACACAGUUAUCACGCGCCUCGCGGAUAGAUUCUACGUCGUCACAAAUGCAGGCUGCAGAGAAAAAGACACCGACUACUUCCACAAGCAACUCGACGCAUGGAAAAGUGCGCAUCCCGAUCAGCCUGUUGAGUGGAAGAUUCUGGAUGGACAGGGCCUUGUUGCCCUUCAGGGUCCCCUAUCCGCCGAGAUACUAUCCCGCGUGCUAGACGACAAGUCGAAAAAGGACCUCGAAUCUCUCUACUUCGGCCAGUGUACCACUGCGACAAUCAAGGGUACUGAUGCCGAGGUGCUUGUCAGUCGUGGUGGCUAUACUGGUGAAGACGGCUUCGAGAUCAGCAUCCCCCCGUAUGCCACAGAAGCCGUCACUCAGUAUCUGCUCGACUCGGCCAAAGAAGAGUUACGGUUUGCAGGUCUAGGUGCGCGUGAUACCCUGCGAUUGGAGGCAGGCAUGUGCCUUUACGGUCAUGACCUGGACGACACCACAACCCCCGUUGAGGCCGGCCUUUCCUGGAUCAUCGGCAAAGACCGCCGCGCCAAUGGUGGCUUCCUGGGUGAUUCCGUUAUCUUGCAGCAGUUGAAGAAAAAGUCUGAAGGCGGCGGUGUAUCACGUCGCCGAGUCGGCCUUAUUGUUGAGGGAUCGCCUGCCCGAGAAGGCGCUGAGAUUGUAGACGACGCCGGCGAAAAAAUUGGCACCGUCACCUCCGGCUGUCCCUCGCCCACCAUCAAGAAGAACAUUGCUAUGGGGUACAUCAAAGAUGGUAUGCACAAGGCAGGGACCGAAGUCGAGGUUGUGAUUCGUGGUAAGAAGCGAAAGGCUGUUGUGACAAAGAUGCCCUUUGUCCCAAGCAAAUACUUCAAGCAGCCAGCAAACACCAAGGCAUAGGCCACUGUUGAACACACAAUUAUGGCAUCUUCAACCUGCCACUGCCUCGUUGGCACACAUUGUCUCGAGCUACCUAAGCUCCGACAGCGCCGGGGCUCCGCGUAGCGCCGCUCAAUCCGAUUCGGAGACUUAGACAGCUGUCGAAAUGAAUAUGGAGAGCGUCUGCGCAGGUCUUUUGCACCAUGUCACCCAAAAAUAAGAUUAUGAACCAUACACG
Messenger RNA from Exserohilum turcica Et28A, 1662 nucleotides. RefSeq lists its product as uncharacterized. The record is from RefSeq and is a predicted model, not a curated record. The coding region runs from base 387 to 1445 and encodes 352 amino acids. The transcript has a single exon. Gene Ontology annotation, molecular function: aminomethyltransferase activity; protein binding. Gene Ontology annotation, cellular component: mitochondrion. Gene Ontology annotation, biological process: glycine catabolic process. NCBI's taxonomy places the organism in Eukaryota, Fungi, Ascomycota, Dothideomycetes, Pleosporales, Pleosporaceae.